AUGGCCGGCGGGAAUACCACCACCGACGAUGAAGCUAUCGUCGACGACAAGCUAGAACAGCGGCGGCCUGUCGUCGCCGUGUCCCUGUUGCAGCCCCGAAUCGCCGUCGUCCUCGGCGUCCCCAAGCACUGGCAUUACCCUCUGUCAAUAUGCCGCCUGCUGUCGAUUGCCCCCGCGAUCGCUUGGGGGCUGCGGUUUGCACUACGUUUCCUCAUCGAGGACUUCUUGCGCAGCGAUGCCUAUGGUUAUGGUCUUGAGGCUUUAAGCAUUGAUCAGCUGGGCAGAGUCAAGGCGACAGAGAGACUGCCCCUCGAACUGGGAGAAAGAAGGCUUAGGCUGACAGAGACUGCUCUGUCCAUUAUAUGGGUACGUACAUAA
Molecule: messenger RNA, 378 nt
Organism: Pestalotiopsis fici W106-1
Lineage: Eukaryota; Fungi; Ascomycota; Sordariomycetes; Amphisphaeriales; Sporocadaceae
Exons: 1
Coding region: 1-378 (125 amino acids)
Source: RefSeq, a predicted model, not a curated record